Messenger RNA from Fusarium tjaetaba, 948 nucleotides. Its product is annotated as alpha-1 6-mannosyltransferase HOC1. Gene Ontology annotation, biological process: protein N-linked glycosylation. Bases 1 to 948 code for a protein of 315 amino acids. The transcript is spliced from 2 exons. The record is from RefSeq and is a predicted model, not a curated record. Gene Ontology annotation, cellular component: mannan polymerase complex. Gene Ontology annotation, molecular function: alpha-1,6-mannosyltransferase activity. NCBI's taxonomy places the organism in Eukaryota, Fungi, Ascomycota, Sordariomycetes, Hypocreales, Nectriaceae.
AUGUUGUCACCAGCUUUUGCGCACCGAAAAUAUGUCUACACUGCCUCAAUAGCCGUCGUGAUCGUCAUCUUUUUGACUGUCAACUACGCAUAUAGUGGUAGGAUAAGACCAAGUAGCUUAUCUGAAGAGGCACCAUUGCCUACAGCUCCUGUCACUCUGCAACAGGAACCUUUUCCACAUAAGAUAUGGCAAAGCUGGAAAGAUGAUUCAGAAAACCCGACUGAGAGAACUGUUGGUUUUCCACAUCAAUGGCGUGUAGUCAAUCCUGGUUGGCGGUAUGAGCGCAUUACUGAUGCCAACAAUGACGCUUAUGUUCUCGAUCGAUUUGAUGCCAACAUCUCAGACGUCUUCACAAGUCUGCAGGACCCAAUUCUGAAAGCAGAUUUAUUGAGGUACCUGAUACUGUUGCGCGAGGGUGGUGUAUGGGCUGAUAUCGACGUAUACCCCCAUCAGCCAGUAUCGAAAUGGAUCCCGAAACAGUUUCAAGGCUCAGUGAAUCUGGUCGUUGGGAUAGAAAAUGACCAUCACAAACAGCCCAUCUGGCCUGGCUCCCCAUACUCUGUGCAGUUAUGCCAAUAUUCGGUGUUGGCCAAGCCAAACCAUCCUGCCAUCAAAACACUUGUGAACCAAGUGGCAGAGGAUCUCAAGAAACUUCUUGGGACCAAGCAGCCCGGGGAGGCAGUUUCUUUCGAAGUUGUCAUGUCCACUACUGGACCUUUUGCUUUCACAAAAGUUCUCAUGGACUAUUUCCAGGAGUCCACAGGCGUGGAACAUACUGGGAAUGAGCUAGAUAGACUUGAAGAACCUCGAUUGAUUGGCGAUGUGCUUGUCCUGCCAAAGGAUAGCUUUGGAUGGUUGCCCCAAGAACACACUCAUGAUAAAGGAGAUCCAACUAUCCUUGUUGAGCAUUUAUUUAUCGGAUCAUGGCGAGAUGGCCAUCCUGGAUGA